GAUCUUUUUUCUUAUUCUUUCCAUUGCAUUCUAUUAAGAACCAGGAGAGCACUAUUACUAUUUUUAUUUAUAUUUUUUUUAUCAUUUGCUUCGGCUUAUUUUUACUUCUAUCCCUGUAAAAGACAGAACUGAGGGCAAAGAAAGAAAAUUGAUUUGAAAAAAUCUAAAGCCGGAGAAAGGAGGGAAACGUAGUCACUACUAUUAUCUACUCGAUUCGGAAUCCUAAUCUUCGUCCCUUCUCACAUUCAAUCAGGUAUUGACUAUCUAGGGCUUCACUGUUUACAACCCUGCAAACCACGAAACCAUUUGUUGUUAAUGUCUUUAAUCUUAACGCAUGAUUCCUUUCCUGAAUACAAAGUAAACCGACUUGUCUGUGCUACUAAAUUUUGGACCCCUUGUGUAAAUGUGUUUCAGCGUAUGGGUUGAGAACUUGAGCCGUUGUCAUCGGGAAGUUGUACAUAUUUUGAAUAUCUAAUUUUGUUUGGCUCAUUGGUUCUUUUUUAUAUAUAAUGUUGUAUUUUUUUAUGUUGGUUUCAAUUUCAGAAUCCAAUUCAUAUGAGUCGAAUGGGUGAGCGUGUAAAAUGAAUCAAAAAAUUAGAUUAAAAUAAGAAACUAAGAUUCAUAUUUCUUAUGAUAAUUAAAUGUAGUGUUGAUGUAGCCUUGAAAUUUGAGAUCCUAAACAUACCAUCAAAUAAUGGUAAAAGGGUAAUUUUUCGCAUUCAGCAACAUUAUCAAACAACAUGUUUUCAUUCAGAGUCUUUGAAAAUCAUUCAGAGGUUACCAAUCAGCCCCAAAGAUAGAUAAUAAGUGACCUAUGGUUGACUUGUAAUUGUAUUGGUAAAAAUGGCUACGGUUGCAAUGAGUGGUGCUUCUUUGAAGGCCACCAAUACGAUCAAAAGAAAGACGCCUUCAGAGUUGAGAGAUGAACAGUUGAAACGCAAGAAGAAAGUUGUUGAGCUUAUGGAUGAAUCUCCAGCACCAGAGCCUGGUUUCAUUUUAAAUGAUAAUGGAUUGACAUCUGUGGCUAUGAAAGCUUCAAAGAAUCCCAGAUACAUUGACACCCGUGUGGAUGAACUGUUUCCCAGUAGGAAAAACAGUCAAAGGCUGAAAAUGCAAUCUGUAAAGGAACAUGUUAAGGAAAAUAUGACUACUGAUCAUACUAAUUUCAGCCAAUCCGAGUUUUCAAGUCGAAAAGAUACAAAUGCAUCAACUUCAACUACAAGCACCAAAAAAUUCAAAUCUACACAUUCCCACAUCACCACUAAAAAAUGUAGCAAGAUAAGUAUGUUUUCUAGUGUUAUGGAGCUGUCAUCGGUGGGUGCCAAGUCAUCGGGUGUUUCACUUGAUAUGGAUGAAGCCUUCAAAGGGCUUGCAACUCGUAAACUUCCUAUUGUCUCUCCUUCACACACUGAAUCUAUUGAUAGAAAUGUAAAUUUUUGCUCAGAAUUUCAUAUUUGUGAACACAAAGUUCCUUUGGAUUUCACAUUGAAAACUAGUAUGUGUGUAAUUGCUUCAUCUUCUGUAAAUUGGUUUCAUAGGUUGAUGAGCUGUGGCACAUUCCAUGGUCUCGGGCAGUCCAAUUCUCAAGUUGGAUACCAGAAAACAAACUGCCCGACUGCCCAAAUUUCCAAUAUGAAACCUUUAUAUUCAUGGGUGUAUCCACAAUGCUCUCUACCUCCUUCAGUUAUAUCAGCUUUGACUUUACUCCCAAAAGGGGAAGGUCAAAUGGAUGUUUUGACCAAACGUCAGUUGGCAUGGGAGGCCUCAUUUCGAAGCCUUUAUGUCAUGAUGCGUAACAACAUUUGUAAUUUAUUCUAUGUCUGUACUGGACAGUUUGUGGCAAUGUUUACUAAUCUAAAUGGUGCAUGCAAUGCUUAUGUGUCCCAAUCAACACAAAGCUUGAGGUCACUUCUAAAAGAACAAGACAUCUUUUUCACUAUGCCUCUUUUCAAUUCUAAAGUGGAGCAAGCGACUACAGAAGAGCUUUUUGAGCUUUCAGAAAUUGAAAAGCAUAAUCUAGGAAAGACUAGGCACACAAAUUCUCUAUUUGAUGUGGAUAAUAGUCCCAAAUCAUUGCUAAUGUUCAGUGACAAGAAAAAUGUACAUGGGCUAUAUGACUUUCUGCUUAACUAUAGGUUUAUUUUACCAUCCUUGAAUAGUUUGGAUGUGCCUUUACUUUAUUCAGCGGUGCCAUUUGAAAAUGCUGCUGUUUCUGCACCCGAGGUUAAAUGCAAGGAAGUAAGGAGAAUGGAUCAUAUGUGUGCUCCAACUUCUGAUUCCUAUUACAGUAUUGAAUUAAAGGAUGCAUAUCUUCCUCCAUGGAUAAUUAGCAGUGUAUGUGAUGCAAUUAAGUUGAAUGGAGAUGAUACUUUUGAAGCAAGUUUUGUGAUUGAACCAAUCUCGAUUGGGUUGAAUGUUGGCCUUGAAGGUGUGCAUGAUGAGACUUGUGCAUAUGGUAUUGGGAACACGGUUGUUUCUCAUCAAUUGAGCCGUGGGUUUUUGAAAGGCUUAAAGUAUUCAGACAAAUCUUAUGUGUUGUCUUUGUUGCCUGUUUGAAGCUAUUUUGUCCUGAAAGUGUUGCAUUUGAAUUUAAGUUAUGUACUUAAUGUGUUUUUGGUUAUUGAUUGUAUAUCAACUCUUUCUUUCUUGAA
Messenger RNA from Lactuca sativa (garden lettuce), 2651 nucleotides. The record is from RefSeq and is a predicted model, not a curated record. Lineage: Eukaryota; Viridiplantae; Streptophyta; Magnoliopsida; Asterales; Asteraceae.